CACGUAUCACAGUGUUUCAAACCCGUCAAGAUGUACCGCAUAUUUAUUUUGCUGUGUACAUUCCAUGUGUCACAUGGCUUUUUUUUCUGUUACCAACUGCAGGUGCAAGUGGCGCAACUACAGCAGAGCGUCUACAACUUGCAGUCGCAGCUAGCGAACGAACGUGCGACCUACCAACGGCAGGUAGCGCAGGUGCAGCAAAAUGCGGCUGUUACAUCGCAGAACGUACAAACACAAUUAAAUCAGUGCCACCAACAAAAGAAUCAACAGGCUGCGUCACAUCAGCAACAAGAACAACAACUUAAACAACAGAUAACGCAACUACAAGCGAAUUUGGCUGAACAACAACGGGCCGCACAAGCAGGAACGCAAUGCCAGCAACAGCUAGGCGCUCUACAGCAACAAGUAAACACGUUGCAAGCAAAAGAACAAGAACUUAAAAAGCAGAUAGAAGAGCAGCAGCGGAAAUUGCUUGAACAAGAACAAAACGCAAAAUUACAACAUGAUCAGUGCCAACAGCAACUACAGCAACAGAUCGCGUUGCAAAAAGAGCUAGAAAAUAAAAUGAAGGAUCAAGAACAACAGUCACAGAAAAACUGCGCAGAAGCUAAAGAAAAUAUCACACAAACAGAACGAGCUAAGUAUCAGCAAGAACUACAGAAACAGCUAGAUUUACUAAAGCAACAAGAAAAUACAAUGAAACAACAAGAACAAGAGUUACAAAAGCUCCGAGAGAGGGUGCUCGAGUUGGAAAAACCUUUGUCCCCCAACAAAAUUCCUCGAAGCAAAACUUUUGAUCACCUCGGCUCGUUUUUGAACGAAUUGGACUUUUUACAAUGUUAUAUCGAGGUUUCCACAACUGUGGCUCAAGAUUCCUAUAAACUUACUUACCGUCUGCCGAAAAAACUCACCGAUGACGAUUUGGAAGUUAAAAUUAAUAACAGAGUGAUUUACGUAAAGGGCAGUGAAGGUUCGACAGUUUUGUUUGAAAGCGUUGAAUUAUUGCCGGCCGGUUUAAAUGUGAAAUCGACCGAUUGGCAGUUGCGGGGAGAUAAUAUGGAAAUAUUUAUUCCAUUUAACCUGUCUGAAACUGGCAAUAAAAUUAAAUCAUGUAUUGCUGAUAAUCCACCAAUUACAAUAGAAUCUCUAGAGAGUACUCUUAUCUUCAAUUAUAGAAAGAAACCAUAAUAGCACUGAACACAUAGCAUUGCAUAACCAUGGCUGAUAAAUCUAAAUUCAUUAAUCUCUUUUUAAUAAAAAGUAUCAAAGCAAAA
Molecule: messenger RNA, 1274 nt
Organism: Colias croceus (clouded yellow)
Lineage: Eukaryota; Metazoa; Arthropoda; Insecta; Lepidoptera; Pieridae
Exons: 1
Coding region: 31-1188 (385 amino acids)
Source: RefSeq, a predicted model, not a curated record